AUGCGAGCUCUGACAGGACCGCGAGGUACGGAGGGCGCUAGGAAGGAAGCCAGCCGGCCAGAUGGAACGCCUCCUGGCGGGUCCCGAGCUCGGCGCCUGCGAGCGCCCCUGGGCGGCUCGGCGGGGCACACCCGAGGGCGGCGGAGCCGACGGUCGGGCAGGAAAUCGGGCUUAGCACCUCCGCGCACAGAACCUAGAUCCCGGCCAGCUGCGCCGGUUAGCGGGCCCCCCACGUGCAAAACUGCUCCACUUCCUACCCUAACUCCACCGCGGCACUCACAGCCGCCUCUGCGCUUGCAGCUUCUGUCUCCAGUCCCAGACCGCACGUGUCGCACCCCCGCAGCCCCCCUCCACCCCCCCCCCAAGAUCUUCCCUGCUGCUGCCCUCCCUCCCUUCCAUCUUUCUCCCGCCACCCAAGCCGGGCCCUUGGCCAAGGGCCCUUUCCCAGCCUAG
This is a messenger RNA of Rangifer tarandus platyrhynchus (Svalbard reindeer), 453 nucleotides long. NCBI's taxonomy places the organism in Eukaryota, Metazoa, Chordata, Mammalia, Artiodactyla, Cervidae. The record is from the annotation of a GenBank genome assembly.